CUGUGCCCACCUGACCUGCCGCUUCUGUGCCCGCCUGCCGCUGCCUGCGCCAACCUGACCCGCCGCUGCCUGUGCCCACCUGACCUGGCGAUUGAUUGCUCCUCCAGCCACUGAUGGUGGGCUUCUCUCAGGUCAAGAUGAAGAAAGUUAGACAGUAUUUCACAAAGGCCCUACAUCGCAUGCAGAAGGGUCCAGGUUACACCUAUAAAGAACUACUGGUCUGGUUCUGCAAUAACACCAAUACUCAUGGACCGAAGCGAAUUAUCUCGGAAGGACCCAAAAAGAGGGUGUUGUGGUUCCUCUUGACCCUAUUUUUCGCCGCUCUUGUCUUCUGGCAGUGGGGCAUUCUCAUACAGACGUAUCUGUCCUAUGGGGUUAGCGUGUCUCUCUCCAUAGGCUUCAACUCCAUGGUAUUUCCCGCUGUGACCGUCUGCAAUGCCAAUCCUUUUAAAUACUCACGCGUGAAGCCGCACUUGCGUGAGCUGGAUGAGCUGGUUGCCACAGCUUUAGACCGGAUCCAGUUCUCCAGCCAAAGGGAUCUCGGUGCAAUGACUCCAGCAAACAUAAGCCAAAAUGAGACCAUUGACCCCAGUUUGUGGAAUUACAUGCCACUAGUGGUUAUCGACGAAAAUGACCCAGACAAUCCAUUGGUUUAUAACAUCUUUGAUAGCAGCACAAAUUAUUCUCGGGUUACCGCCAAAGACAACCAAACUGCAUAUGCUGAGAGAUUUAAAGUGGCCAUUCAACUGUGCACCAACAAUGGGAAGCAAUGUGAAUACAAGAACUUUACCAGUGGCAUCCAAGCCAUACGGGAAUGGUAUCUUCUGCAGUUUUCCAGUAUCUUCUCAAAAAUACCAUUAGAAGACAAGAUUGAAAUGGGCUACAAGGCAGAAGAAAUGAUCCUCACCUGCAUGUUUGGAGGAGACACCUGCAGUUACAGGAAUUUCACACAUAUUUACGAUCAGGACUAUGGAAAUUGCUAUAUCUUCAACUGGGGUCAAGAAGGUCAAGAGUUAUUGGUAUCCGCUAACCCAGGAGCAGAAUUCGGACUGAAGAUGGUUCUUGACAUUGACCAGGAAGAAUACAUUCCAUUUCUCCAGACCACCGCCGCUGUCAGACUUAUUCUCCACCAGCAGAGAAGUUUCCCGUUCCUGAAGGACCUGGGGAUUUAUGCCAUGCCUGGGACAGAGACCUCCAUAGCUGUUCAAGUGGACCAGACGGAGCACUUAGAGGCUCCAUACUCCUCAUGCACAAUGGAUGGCUCUGAUAUUCCAGUGCCAAAUCUCUAUGAAAAGUAUAACAGUUCCUACUCAAUCCAGUCUUGCCUGCGUUCGUGUUUCCAGGAAGGGAUGGUGGGACAGUGUAACUGCGCUCACUACUUGUUUCCACUUCCGGAUGGGGCCCAUUACUGCAACAACAAGGAAGAUCCGGACUGGGUGUCCUGUUAUUACAAGAUGAAAGACUCUGUGAUGGAGAGAGAAAAGUGUAUUAAUCUUUGUCAGCAGCCAUGCAAUGACAGUAACUAUAAAAUGACCAUCUCCAUGGCUGAAUGGCCCUCCGCUGCAGCAGAGGACUGGAUUUUUCAUGUUCUUUCUUAUGAAAAAGAAAGCAGCGAGAAGAUAAUUGUGAACAGAAAUGGUAUCAUCAGACUGAACAUAUACUUCCAGGAAUACAAUUACCGCAGUGUUUCAGAUUCUGCAGCCACCGAUGUGGUGUGGCUUCUGUCGAACUUGGGUGGACAGUUUGGAUUCUGGAUGGGAGGCUCAGUCCUAUGCAUCAUUGAGUUUGGAGAAAUCAUUAUAGACUGUCUUUGGAUCACCAUACUCAAGCUUCUCGCUUGGCACAGAUUAAGAAAAGAGAAGAAACGACGCCCUGAGUACGCCGAUCCACCGCCCACGGUGUCUGAGCUGGUGGAAGGAUACAUUAACCCAGACUUCCAUCAUGAAGAUCUAGAGCCUAUGCCUAUACCAGGCACCCCACCUCCGAAGUAUGACUCCCUUCGGCUGCGACAGAUGAAUGAUGCAAUUGAAGUCAUAUCUAGUGAUGAAGAACAAUAACUUUAUUUUAUUUUGUAAUUACAAUUAACACCCAUUACUAAUCAAUCACCUUCACGAAAUCUACUAGUACCAAAAAUUCUUAUUAUAUAUUUUUGGGGAGAAAUAUAGUAUUUUUAGAAAAAAAUGAAGCUCCAUUAGGGGUCAUUUUUCAGUAUUGAUCUACCCAAGUGUUUAAAGUGAUUUGAAAUAUAUUUUCUUAGUCUUCUACAGGUCUGUAUAUAGUGUUACUUGACAAAUCUCAGGAGCCAGGUUGCCAGUAUUCCUAGCAAUUUCCUUCUGCCACACAAAUUUUUGGUCGCUUUCCAUUGAUGUCUGUUCUACUGAAACCAGGUUCUAUAGUGUCUUAACUGGCUUUUGUAAUUUGUCUACCCCAGUGUAAAGUACCCCCUGUCUAUAUGCUACAUUAGGGCAUAUGAAUGUUAUACAUGGGGUCCAACACUUAGGACCCCCUUUAUAAACUAGAUCAGAGUGCUGCUGAAGAAGUAUGGCUCGCUCUCUAAAGGACUCUGUCUUGUCACCUGUUACACUGUUGGCCAUAUAUCUGGAUGUGCUUCAUGGAAAUCUACAUUUCCCCAGGUGGGAUACUACUGAGAAAGUGUAUGGCCAACCUAAACUGCCCCAGAGACAUCCAGGAGACGCACCAGCAAUGACCUUCUGAUCAAUGAGGUUUCUGAUGGCAAUGGGGUUUCCUCGAUGAGACAGUUUCUUUAAAGGGAACAGGUCACUUAGUUUUGGGCCACUAAACCACCAAAACACCAUCAUGGAGAUGAAGUUUGGGGUCCCAAACCUGCCCAUAUCAAACCCAUCUGUACCCACAAAGAAAAGUGAAUGAACAUCAAACUUACCAGGAGAAAAGUCCAGGACUCACUGUUCAGCGAUGUGCGGUGUACCGUCAACCGGCUUCAUCGGAUGCUGCUGGCCAAGAGUCCUGGACUCUUCUCCCGUUUGCAUUCACUAUUUUUUGUGGGGACAGAUGAGAACCUAAACAACCAACUGCACAAUGGUGUGCUCACGGUUAAGCGAUUCCCCUAAAGUAGGUGUGCACAAACUGCGGCCUGGGGUCCACAUGUGGCCCCAGCUACCAGGAAGCACACAUACAUACCAGUGUCUCAGUAGUCCUGAAAAACAUGGCAGUCGAAUUUUGUCUGUUCCUGUAUUCUCCUGAUAGAUGGGAAUCCCGGAAGUGAAACCCUCACCUGUCAGACACUUAUGGGAUACACUGUUAAUAUGCCAGAAUGUCUCUAAUGGAACACCCCUCUUAGUUUUUUUGUGGCCCUUGUGAAAUGUACAAUCUGAGACUGAGAACAAAAAAAAAAGUUCUGCAGCCCUACCUUAAAGGGUUUGGUUGACAGGUAUUGGUGAUAUCUACCACACUACUUUGUUUCUCCUAAAUUUAAAGGGCAUCUGUCAGCAGUUCUGUACCUAUGACACCGGCUGACCUGUUACAUGUGCGCUUGGCAGCUGAUGACAUCUGUGUUGGUCCCAUGUUCAUAUCUGCCCGCAUUGCUGAGAAAAAUGAUGUUUUAAUAUAUGCAAAUGAGCCUCUAGGAGCAACGGGGGCGUUACCAUUACACCUAGAGGCUCCGCUCUCUCUGCAACUGCCUCUGCACUUUAUUGGGCCAGACAGCGUAAACUUGAUCAUGCCUGGCCGUGUCAAAGUGCAGGGGAUGUGGCAGUUGCAAAGAAAGCUGAACCUAUAGGAGUAACAGCAACGCCCCCGUUGCUCCUAGAGGCUCAUUUGCAUGUAUUAAAACAUCCUUUUUCUCAGCAAUGCGGGCACAUAUAUGUACAUGGGACCAACACAGAUGCCUUCAGCUGCCAAGCGCACAUGGAACAGGUCAGCCAGUGUCAUAGGUACAAAUCUGCUGGCACAUGAUUAGAAAAGCAUGGCUGCUUUCCUCCAAAGUACCACACCUGUCCACAGGUUGUCUCAGGUACUACAGCUCAGCCCUACUGAAGCACUGGUUCUAAUCCUGUACAAUACCUUUAGGCAGGUGUCACAGGAGAUGCAUAUACUGUUACCUUCAGUAUACGGUAUACAGAGCAGGAGAUUCAGAAUCUGACCGUGCAGAAAUUCUGAUAGUCCGGCUCUUGUUUCUGGCACAAAACUUAGAACCAUCUAAAAGGUAAAAAGUAAUAGAAGAAGACUCCUCAGAAAUGGCCAAUGAUAAGACUCCUCCAUAAGCGGUGAUAGAAGCAUAUACUAUAUAUUAAUGAAGAUUUUGUACUUUUAGGAGUACGUUUUAUAGCCUUUAUCUGUAUGACUACUUGAUUAGCCAGAAUAUGUGAUCAUCCAACGCUGGGUCCCAUUCCUUGGUUGGCGUCCAGCUCUAUUGGGGAACAUUUCUAAAGUGAGGUCAUUUUGACAAAAGGUUUUUUUUUUAUAUGUUUCAUUGUCUUUGUAAAUGUAUUCUUUUCUAUUUUCCGAAUUCUAAAUAAAAAAAAAUUCUUGAAAUCCAGCACGUGCUACGUUUCC
Bufo bufo (common toad) is the source of this 4533-nucleotide messenger RNA. RefSeq names its product sodium channel epithelial 1 subunit beta (gene SCNN1B). Gene Ontology annotation, biological process: sodium ion transmembrane transport. Lineage: Eukaryota; Metazoa; Chordata; Amphibia; Anura; Bufonidae. The coding region runs from base 114 to 2057 and encodes 647 amino acids. The record is from RefSeq and is a predicted model, not a curated record. Gene Ontology annotation, molecular function: ligand-gated sodium channel activity. Gene Ontology annotation, cellular component: membrane. The transcript has 14 exons.